UCCCCCGCCUCGCCUCGCCUCGCCUCGCUCCUCGCCGCGCCGGCAGGCAAGCAGCCGCCAUGGAGGAGGAGAGCAUGGAGGAGGAGGGCGGCGGCGGCUGCGAGGCCAUGAUGGAUGACCAGAACCACAACAACUGGGGCGCCGGCGGCUACGGGCGGCACCUGCUGGGCCCCGCCGCGGCGCCGCUCGGUGACCGCCUCCUGCGCGGCGCCGCCGCCGGGCCCCCGGCCGGGCCGGAGCUCCCCGCGGUGCCCGAGGCCAACGGCGUGCUGCGAGGCUGCGAGCCGGGGGGCGCCGGGAGCAAGGGGGGAGCCGGAGCCAUCGCCGCCGCCAUCAACAUCAACGCCUCGACCUCCAAGUUCCUAAUGAAUGUUAUAACAAUUGAAGACUAUAAGAGCACAUAUUGGCCAAAGUUGGACAGUGCCAUAGAUCAGCUUUUAACUCAAAGUCCUGGUGACUACAUCCCUAUCUCCUAUGAACAAAUAUACAGUUGUGUGUAUAAGUGUGUAUGCCAGCAGCAUUCGGAACAGAUGUAUAGUGACCUAAUAAAAAAGAUAACUAACCACUUAGAGAGAGUCUCAAAGGAGCUGCAGGCCAGCCCUCCAGAUCUCUAUAUUGAAAGAUUUAACGUAGCUCUUGGACAGUAUAUGGGAGCAUUGCAGAGCAUUGUGCCUCUUUUCAUAUAUAUGAAUAAAUUUUACAUAGAAACCAAGCUUAACAGAGACUUAAAAGAUGACCUUAUAAAGCUGUUUACGGAACAUGUUGCAGAAAAGCACAUUUACAACCUAAUGCCUUUACUUUUGGAAGCUCAGUCAACGCCGUUUCAAAUAACUCCUUCAACCAUGGCAAAUAUUGUGAAAGGCCUGUAUACACUACGACCAGAAUGGGUACAGAUGGCACCAGCUUUAUUUUCUAAAUUCAUCCCAAAUAUUCUACCCCCUGCUGUGGAAUCUGAGCUUCAGGAAUAUGCUGCUCAAGACCAGAAACUUCAAAGAGAGCUUAUGCAGAAUGGAUUUACUAGAGGUGACCAGUCACGCAAGAGAGCUGGAGAAGAGUUAACUUACAAUGGCUCAUCAGCUUGUGCAAGCUCCAGGGGGUACAGAUAGUGAAUAUACUGGAUCAGCUUCUAUUCCUAGCCAGAACAGACACUGGAGGAGCGCAGGUGGUAUCCGGAGCCUCCUUUGGCAACUGCUGAUACUUGAGCUCUGACACGAGCUAUGCCUCAAAGAAGAGUUUUGGACUUUCUUCUUUAUAUGAUAAAAUGUCAGUUGCUGCUACAAUUGGGAUGACUUUGAAAGACGUGAUUCCUUGGUCUGGCGUAUCAACAAGUUCACGUUCUGCGAUUUUUGUGAGGAAUGCACCUUGAAAAACAAUCCUUUCAAAGUGGAAACGGGCAGCCGAAAUCAGCAGCUUCCAAAAGCGUUAGAAUGGAAGAAUCUUUUUUGCACUCUUUUCUUAAUAUUAAGGACAUUCUUAAAACUAGUUAACACGUCAGUGUAUUAGUUUUUAAACUUCAAGGUAUUUUCUGGAGCUUUUACUUAAAUAAUAAGAAUAAAGUUUCAUUAUUUUGCA
Messenger RNA from Gymnogyps californianus (California condor), 1572 nucleotides. RefSeq names its product CDK2 associated cullin domain 1 (gene CACUL1). The coding region runs from base 60 to 1106 and encodes 348 amino acids. The record is from RefSeq and is a predicted model, not a curated record. NCBI's taxonomy places the organism in Eukaryota, Metazoa, Chordata, Aves, Accipitriformes, Cathartidae. Gene Ontology annotation, molecular function: ubiquitin protein ligase binding. The transcript has 9 exons. Gene Ontology annotation, biological process: ubiquitin-dependent protein catabolic process.